Molecule: messenger RNA, 3598 nt
Organism: Macrosteles quadrilineatus (aster leafhopper)
Lineage: Eukaryota; Metazoa; Arthropoda; Insecta; Hemiptera; Cicadellidae
Product: presequence protease, mitochondrial-like
Exons: 3
Coding region: 406-3483 (1025 amino acids)
Biological process (GO): protein processing
Cellular component (GO): mitochondrial matrix
Molecular function (GO): metal ion binding
Source: RefSeq, a predicted model, not a curated record
UAGUAAUCUUAAUCUAACCUUAACCGAACCUUGCAUUGAACUUAAAAGUGGUUAUUACUUACAUUUUGCAUCAGUUCAGUAAAUUAUUAAUUAUUUCUCUUGAAAAUCUUACAGUUACCUAGUCGUGAAAAAUAAGUAUGCUAGGCCUGUCUUACAAUUGAAGUUUUCAUUGAAGUGUCGUAUAGAAUUCCACAUUUUUGUAUAGCCUAGUUGGAAAACAAGCUUAAGUCAAUUGAUGACUUUCUUGCAUCAGAAUAACUUACAGUCUAAUUUAUUCAGGCACAAUGGGAUUAUGUAGGCUACUAUGGGAAAUAUUAUGCACUAUGGCACCAUUAACAGACGUUGAGUGAGGGUUGGAAUGAGGACAAUCAUGUCAGCAGUGGCCUAGCUUCUAUUACUGAUAAAAUGUGGCGAUCAGGAUUUCUGUUUUCAAAGCAAUGGAAUUCUUUAAAACCUCUAAAUCAUUUUUAUGGGAGAAGAAAUGUGUCCUCGAGUGCAUUUGCUUACCAAACGUUAAAUCUUGAAACCCGUCAAAAUGAACAUGAUUUUAAAGAAAAUCAAUCAAUUGAAGGAUUUACUGUCCAACAAAUAUCGCCAAUACCAGAAUUUCAGAUGAGGGCAAUACAUCUUCUUCAUGAUGACACAGGUGCUCAGUAUUUACAUUUAGAUAGGAAUGAUUCUAACAACGCAUUUUCUAUUAAUUUACGAACAACCCCAUUCGAUUCAACUGGUGUUCCACAUAUAUUAGAGCACACAACACUAUGUGGAAGUAAGAAAUAUCCAUGUAGAGAUCCUUUUUUCAAAAUGCUUAAUAGAUCUCUAGCAACAUUCAUGAAUGCAAUGACUGGUCCCGAUUAUACCCUGUACCCUUUCUCAACUCAAAAUCACAAGGAUUUUUAUAAUUUAAUGUCUGUGUAUAUGGAUGCUGUCUUCAACCCCCAGUUAAAAGAAUCUGAUUUUCGUCAAGAAGGUUGGAGAUUAGAACAUGAAAUCGUAAACGAUUCCAGCUCUCCCAUAAUAUUCAAAGGUGUUGUUUUCAAUGAAAUGAAAGGUGCUUUAUCUGAAAAUUCCAAACUGUUUUAUGAACAUUUAAUGAACAAGAUUUUACCAAGCCAUACCUACAGUGUCAUAUCUGGUGGUGACCCAUUGCACAUUCCUCAACUGACCUACAAACAACUAAAAGACUUUCAUGCACGUUAUUAUCAUCCCAGCAAUGCAAGAUUUUACUCAUAUGGUAAUUUUUCACUUAUAAACCAUUUAAAGUUUGUAAAUGAAGCUUAUUUGAAGAACUACGGGAAAGUUGAAACAAGUUAUUCUGAAUUCACAAAAGUACCACAAGAAAAAAGGUGGUCAUCUGAAAAAAGAGAAAGUGUUUUUGGUAAGGUUGAUAAUAUGGCUUCUAAUCCUGAGAAACAGUCCUCUCUUGCUCUAAGCUAUUUGUGCAGUGAUAUAAAAGAUAUCAAUGAAUCAUUUACAAUACAAGUACUGUCUGAGCUGCUGACAUCUGGACCAAAUUCACCUUUUUAUCAGAGUCUCGUGGAACCCAACGUUGGUUCUGGUUUCAGUCCUGUUACUGGGUUUGAAGGACAAACAAGAGACACUUUCUUUUCUGUCGGUUUGCAAGGGCUUAGUACAAAAGAUUUUGAUUGGGUUGUUGAAACCAGUGAAAAGACCAUUGAUAAAGUUAUCAAAGAAGGAUUUGAUCAACGUCGCAUUGAAGCCAUACUACACGAAAUUGAAUUAACUACAAAACAUCAGUCCACAGAUUUUGGAUUACGAUUCCUAUAUGGUUUGACCUCAUUAUGGAAUCAUGAUGGGGACAUUAUCAAAUCGUUAAAAGUUAAUGAUAUUGUUGAUACCUUCAAGAGCAACUUGUCAAAUAAUCCUCAUUAUCUCCAAGAGAAAGUUGAAGAGUAUUUAAAACAGAAUCAUCACAAACUCAUCCUAACAAUGUCUCCGGAUGAGCAAUAUGAUGAAAAGAAAAUUAAGCUUGAAAAUGACCUUCUACAGAACAAAUUGGCUAGCUUGACAUCGGAAAUGAAAAAGACAAUCUUCGAAGAUGGGUUGCGAUUACAAAAGGAGCAAGAAGAGAAGCAAAAUGUUGAUUGUCUGCCUACCUUAAAAUCUGAUGAUUUAAAGAAACAUGUUGAGAAAGAUGAAGUUCAACAAACCGUUGUUUCUGAUAUACCAGUACACAUCAGUUUGCAGCCAACUAAUAGUUUGACUUAUGUUAGAGGAAUCCUAGACACUUCACACAUCGAGAAUGACUUAAAACCUUUCAUUCCCUUAUUUUCAAAAGUAGCCACUAAAAUGGGUACCAAAAGUCAUAACUAUAAAGAAUUUGAUCAACUUGUACAUUUGAAAACUGGAGGAUUAAGCCUAUCUCAUCAUAUUGUCGAAAAGAAAGAUGACCCAAACAGUUUUGAAGACGGAAUAAUGUUUUCUUCCUAUGCUCUUGAUACAAAUGUUGAAUCAAUGUUUUCAAUUUGGAAUGAAAUGUUCAAUGAAGUAAAAUUUGAUGACAAAGGGAGAUUAGAAACAUUAAUGAAAUCAAAUGCUGUCAAUAUGGUAAACAGACUUGCUGAACAGGGACAUUUGUAUGCAAUGAGUGCAUCUGCUGCUUUAGUCAACCCUGCCUCUCUCCGAAGUGAAGAAAUCUCUGGAUUACAGCAUGUAAAAUGGUUUUGUAAUCUUGUUCAACAAAGUCAAUAUGAAAUAAUUCUCUCCAAGUUAGAUUCAAUUGCCAAUAACUUAUUUAGCAAGAGAUUCAUGAGGAUAGCAGUAAAUGCAUCGCCUGAAAGUGAAGUUGCACUGAACUCAACCUUGGACUCUUUUAUUAAGUCAAUUCCAGGUUCUUUUGAAAAGCCUAUCGUCACAGUGGACAAUAAUGGAUAUAUUAAACCAAAUAAAUAUGGUAUUCAUUAUGAGUCUUCCCUUCCUGUAAGCUACACAAGCAAAUCUAUUCAGACUGUUCCAUAUCUACAUAAAGAUUACGCACCUCUUAGGAUUCUCUGCAGAUUACUAUCUUCUAAAUAUCUUCUCCCAACCGUGAGAGAAAAGGGAGGAGCCUAUGGCGCUGGAGCUCGACUUAAUUCAGCCGGCGUGAUAUCUUUCUUCUCUUACAGGGACCCCAACCCUGCAAAAACCUUCAAUGUAUUUGAUGCGUCAUUAGAUUGGUUGAACAAGAAAGAGUUUACAGGUAAAGACAUUGAAGAAGCAAAGCUGGGUACUUUUCAAACUGUGGAUGCACCAGUCCCUCCUGGUGCUCGAGGCACAAGACAGUUUCUGUAUGGAAUCAGCGAUGAAGAAUUUGCAAGACAUCGCCUUGAACUGAUGGCUGUUAAAGAAGAAGAUGUCCUGAGAGUAGCAUCAAAAUACCUUGAUCCAAGCUGCACCAGUUGUGAAGGUAGAGUAUUAUUUGGACCCAAAAACACAGAAGUAUCAAAAAGACAUGGUGAGCAGUGGAAAUUGGAGCAGAUUUAAAGACAUAAUGUUUGUACAUAAUUAAAAAUAACUGAAAGUUGAUAGAUUCUGUACAAAUGAGACUUUUUAUAAAUUUAGGUUUCAUGUACAGUUUGUAAAUACAAUUUUUUUGUUA